AUGUUAUCAGAAGACGAAGUUGCUAUUUAUGAUCGUCAAAUUAGGCUCUGGGGCCUAAGCCCAAUACAUUUCGAAUUGAUUAAAAAUAUCGUUUUAGCAGGAAUUAAAGUUUCAAUUUGGGACAAUGUUAUUACCCGUAGCUGUGAUCUAACAUAUAAUUUUUUAUUAGAAGAAGAAGAUAUUGGUAAAGAAAGAAUAGCAUGUAUAGAUAAAUUCAAGGAAAUGAACCCCUUGACAAAGAUUUAUACUGCAAAUCAAAAUGAAACCGACGUCGAAUUGCUAUGCGAAGAAUGCUUAAGUAAGGUGAAUUAUAAUGGAAUAUUGGUUUCUUUAGAUGAAGAAGUAAAUAUACUUAAGGCAAAGAAUAUUAGCAAAAAGUAUCGGUCAAAGAAUACUUUUGUUUCGUUUUCAGUUUCAAUUGGUACUAGAAUUUUCCUUUUUUUUAACAACAAAUCCAUAUCUUUUGACGAAAUUUUGGAAUCUAAUUUUAGUGAUUUAAAGCAAAGGCUAAAUUCAAUAAAGAAUUUACACCCAUACAUACUAAUUAUUCUAUUCAUACUGAGAGAAAGAUAUAGAAAAGCAAUGAUGUAUAAAAUUGAAAAUUCUGAAUUGGACGAAAUAUUUAAGGAAAUAAAAACCACUCCCAGUAUUGAUAGUGAGAAAGCUCUAGAAAUCCACAAAACAUUUAAUGACACAUGGGGGAAAACGAUUUCUCCAAUCGCCUCAAUAGGUGGUGGGCUACUUUGUCAGGAAGUCACAAAGUUUUGUAUACAUGGUUUUGAGGAGUACUUUUGUUGUAUUUUUGACAUGGAGUUAUGUGAGGCAGUCACUGCUACAGUCAAAGUGUGA
This is a messenger RNA of Cryptosporidium ubiquitum, 849 nucleotides long. RefSeq lists its product as uncharacterized. The record is from RefSeq and is a predicted model, not a curated record. The coding region runs from base 1 to 849 and encodes 282 amino acids. Gene Ontology annotation, molecular function: ubiquitin-like modifier activating enzyme activity. The transcript is spliced from 3 exons. NCBI's taxonomy places the organism in Eukaryota, Apicomplexa, Conoidasida, Eucoccidiorida, Cryptosporidiidae.